UCUAUGCAACAAAUUACAUGCACAAUCAUAGGGGUUAAGCUCUAUGAUUAAGAUAACUAAGACCUAGGGUUCACUCAUCAAGGGUUAGGGUAUAAUAUCAUGCCCACAAAUCCGGUAAAUUCGUGGUCCAGAUAGCAUUUUCUUACUUAGAGUAUAAGAUCAUGCUAUGAUAUUGACAAUAGAUGUGGCAUUACACCAACAAAAUGAAGAUAUUAGUAUAAGUAGUGGAUUUUUUAUCUCAAAACAAGCACCAAAGAUAAAUAAAUUUUAGCAAAUGCAUAUUUGAUAAGUUAGAAAUUUAUACAACAAUGGACCAUGUUAAGAUUAGAAGCCUCGACAGUGUGUGAGUAUCUUGGACCGAGAUUCUAAACCAACAUUUAAACAACGACCAUGAGUUGAGGGUGAGUCUAUAUUAAACUUUAGGAAUUAAAAAUCGGUACAUAUUGUAUAAGAUAUUGAAUUGAGUGUCUUGAUAGACAAAUAUGAUCUUACACUAAGACAGUAAAAUUUGAAUUGGGAUGACCAAAUCUAUGUAAUAUUGAGAGUCUUGGUACAUAUUAAGUUGUCGUCAUCUGAGCAACAUCAUUGGUUGAGAGUUCCUCCAAACUCGACAUUCAUUGAAUGGCAUAUAUUGUAUAAGACAAAAAAAAAAUUGAGUAUCGUUAUUGACAAAUCUUGACAUAAGAUUCUAUAUGGGACGUGAUAUAUCUUUGUGACAUGAUUUAUGAUCAGUGAAUCGAAGCAUUGUUAGUGAAUGUGUUAAGUAUUGAGAAUUUUUAAUUUAUAGACGCACUGCAUACUCACCAAGGAAUGCAACUGUAAAAAAUUUAGAAGAUCCAAAAUAGUUUAAACAUAUAGAUAAAUUGAUUAAUGUAAAUGGUAAAAUUAAACUCACCGGCCAACAGGCCGGGUAAAAAGCUAGUGUUAGGAUAGAAGGAAAUGCUAAAGUUGGUGAUUGAUAAGGUCAAUUUGGGGAGUACAAGGGAUACGAUUUGCGAAGGGAGGAGUUAUCUAUGAUGAGCUUCGGUAUUUGUUUGCUUUGGUAUUAGGAUACCAAAAGUGAUUCAUGAUAGAGGUAGACAGAACAAUAGAGUGGUUCAUGGCUAAAAAAUCUCUUCCUUGGUUUCUUAUUGGAUGUAAUGGGUUUGAUAUUUGGUAGGUCUGGACAAUCGGUUAUUGGUUAGUGGUUAACCGAUUGGUUACAAUCAAAAUUGGUCAGUUAUCAACUAAUCGAAAACCGGAAUGACCGAAAGUCGGUUGGUGUUCGGAGGCUCGACGAGAUGAUUUUGAUAUUGAGAGAGGGUUCGGUUAAUUGAAAACCGUGAUAACCAAAGCCUUGAAUCCUCUUUCAAUCGAUGGUCGAUAGGUUUUGGGAGGUGGUUCGGUUAACCGUUAACCAAAAAUUUGAUUUUCGGUUAUACCGAAACCGACUGACCCCCAACCCUAAUAUCUGGUGAUGGCUUCGUUAAGAAGCUAUCUCUUGACAAGUGAUCCUAAUUUUUCUCCGGCGAGACCACCGAGCGACUGUUAGGACCCCACAAAAUCCCCACCUUAAAACCCCCGCCAUUUUGCCACACUUUCAAUUUCAAACACGCAACAAUCCCCAUUCUCUUCUCCUCUUUGCUCUUCCAAAAAAUCCGAUUACAAUCCUCUCCACCAUUACCCCACUCUCUGAACUGAUACACAAACCCUAGAAAGCAAUCUAUAAGCAUUCAAUCCUCCCUCCAUUUCUGCUCCCUUUUCCCUUCCAUCACUUUACCAUGAACCCUUACUCCUUCACCGUCGAUUCCCUCUCCAAAUCCCAGGACCUCGCCGCUGCCAUCCUCGCCGCCUCCACUCCCUCCCAGAUUUCCGCCGCCUGCUCCUCCCUCGACGCCUUCCUCCGCUCCCACUCCCCCGACCAGUCCCGCCACUUCUUCUCCCUCGCCUUCCCCGCCCUCAUCUGCAAGCUCUACGGCUUCGACGACGCCUCCCCCUCUCCUCCUCCGCCUUCUUCCUCCUCCGGUGGUGGCGGCUGGAUCGACGUCGUCCUCCACUCCAACGACGCCGAUCUCGCCGCUAGGGUCUUCGAUCUCCUUUCCCCCGAUGGAGUGCUGUUCCAUUUGAUCUCCGCCGUCGAUCGCCAGUCCCUCGUCAAGUACGUUUUCCCUACCGAGCGGCUGCCGGAGUGGGCCCGGCUGGUUCUCUCAGCGGACAAGGAUUGCCAGGGGUUGAGCGCGUUGUGUCCUGUUUUCCAAGGUAAAGUGAGGGAAGGAGGAUCGAGUAAGGGUUCUUCUUCUUCUUCGUCGUCGUAUCAAAUUCAGCUCAAUGUUUUUGAGUAUUUCGUGUAUUGGUUCGCUUACUACCCGAUUUGCAAAGCCAAUAGCGAGAACUCGAGUGGUGCGAUGAUGUCGGCGACGAAGAGUAAGACGGUGUCGAAAUUGGAGAACUGGGCUUCUUCGAUCCCCAGGCUGUCGCAUUCUAAGCGUGGGAAUGAGCAGAAAUUGGAAUGUGAUCUUUAUGCCAGGCUUUUGUAUGCUUAUUUGCGUGCCUUUGUGCCUGUUCAAGGUAUGGAUACUCACCAGCCUUAUCGUAGCUCGCUUUUGCAUUAUGGUUAUGGAGUAGAUGGUGGCUCUUCCAUGGUGAGAGCAGAGUUUUUUGUUGAUACUUUGGUGCACUAUUGGCUCGUUGAUUAUGAUUUCUCACCACUACCUGUUAAUCUUUGUAAGUCUGUGGGAUUAUCAUUUUCACUGAGGUCAGUACUGGGUGAGACUCCACCAUCGUCUAGUUUGGGUGAGGUAGUCAAGUUGUUGGUUAAGUACUUGAAUUGUAGUGCCCGUGUGGCCCAAGAAGUUGUUGGACGAGUUGAAAAUGCAAAUGGGGGAAGGUUUUCCCCAAGCUCCUUUUAUAUGAAAUCAGGAGAAUUGGUUGCUUCUGUAUAUAAGUCUUCAGAGUUGGUUGGAUCCUGGAACUUGUGCAUUCAAAGACCGCUAUAUCGAUUCAUUCUCAGAACUUUUCUUUUCUGUCCCAUGGGCACUUCGAUAAAGAAUGCAUCUCAGGUGUUCUCUGUAUGGGUUACGUACAUGGAACCAUGGAAGAUUGCAAUGGAUGAUUUUCUGGAGCUCGAUACGAAUGUUGGUUCUUCUGGGAUAGACAUGAAUAAGAAAGUUGGACAAAGCAGACAAUGUGGGUAUCAAUCUUCGUGGGAAGGCUAUGUCUUGUCCAAUUACUUGUACUACAGCUCAUUGAUUAUGCAUUUUAUUGGAUUCGCACAUAAGUUUCUUCACACUGAUCCUGUAGUGAUUACGGAGAUGGUGUUAAAGGUUAUAACAGUAUUGACAUCAAACAAAGAGUUGAUGAAUCUGAUAAAGAAUGUGGAUAAAGUCUUUCAUACCAAACAAGCUGGAUCUGGGAAAGCCAUGCUCAGUAGUUUAUACAAAUAUGUACCCUUAAUCAGAGAUCAGUUGCAGGAUUGGGAGGAUGGUCUGUGUGAGAGUGAUGCUGAUGGAUCUUACUUGCAUGAGAACUGGAACAGAGAUCUGAGGCUCUUUAGUGAUGCAGAAGAUGGAGGACAACAAUUGUUACAGUUGUUUCUAUUACGCGCAGAGUCCGAAUUGCAAGCCAACUCUGGCAUUAAUUUUUCACAAAACCUGGAGCUUAUAGAGUCACUGAAGGAGAAAGUGAGCUGUUUAUUUGGUUGCUAUGCCAUGAGAUCAAUUUCUUUCACACCGGAGAAGAAACAACUGGCAGAGCAUACUCGAGAUGAUAUAUUCACCCCCAGAAAAGUUGGAAAUCACAACUUUGCUGAUGUCAAGUACAAGGGUGACUGGAUGAAGCGUCCAGUAUCUGCAGAUGAGGUUGCAUGGCUUGCAAAUUGGUUUGUGUGCUUGUCGUGUUGGCUAAAUGAGACCCUUGGGUUGGAUCGAGCUGAAAAUGGCGAUGUGAGCUCGAAGUGGUCUUAUGUCGAGGUUUCGAGCUACUCAGCAAAUAUUGAUGGACCUACAGAAACCAUGAAGACUAUGUUGCGUGCUAUCUGCUCAUGGCUCUUAAUACUGGGUGCUACGAUUGUUGGGUUGAUGAGGAAGCAUGGUAUUCGGGUGAAUCUUAGGCCAUUAGCAUUGAAGAAAGUUAUUACAGUUCUGCUCCUGUCCGCUCUUUUUAGUGUUGUGAAGAAGGGUGUUAGAAUGUUUCUGGGAGCAUAGCCUUUUACGAAGAAACAAGAUAGGGAGAAAUCAGGGGAGAAAGGAGAGUACAGAAGUAAUUAAAAAGUAAAAACUACUGAUGUAGGAAUAGAUGAAUGUUUGCUUAGUUUGUUCAAAAGAGGGGGAAACAAAAGGGGAAUGUUUACACAGGAUCAGGAAAUAGUUUUAAAGAAAGAAGUCAAUUUUUCUUCUAUGUUUUGAGGUAUGCUGCUUUAGGGGUUUGUUCGCCUUGCUUUGUAACUAAGGUCUAAUAGUAUGAUAUUGUGCAGCUCUUGAGGGUUUCUCCUUUCUUUUGGUUGCUUACUAUUUUCAGUAAGCUUCUUACCUGAGUCAUGUACAACACCUUUUGUAAUUUUGUUCUGAAUGUGAAUAUAUGUUUCUCACAUGA
Linum trigynum is the source of this 4569-nucleotide messenger RNA. NCBI's taxonomy places the organism in Eukaryota, Viridiplantae, Streptophyta, Magnoliopsida, Malpighiales, Linaceae. The record is from the annotation of a GenBank genome assembly.